AAGCUACAUGUCCUGCUCUCACAGGCCUUUUAUAUGAACACAAGCUCACUGCAUUGAUUAUCAUAUAUGAUUCUGCUUAACUCUCUGCUUUGAAGGUCCUGUACCUUGUCCUACCCUAUUUCAUAGUGUGAACUUUCUCAUUUCCAGUGUUGAAGAUAGCCAUGGAGGUGGAUUGCACUGCAAAUCAUGUUGUGGCAAAAAGAUUAUGGAAUAUGUUAAAGGUGGCAAUUUUCAUGGUGAGAAAAGGAAUUGUGUUGAAGAGAAAGUUUGUGAUGGACAUACAUAUGAUGAUGAAGCGAGGAAAAGUGCUGGGAAAAUCUCUGGGAAGCUUGAUGUUCCAUCAUUCUCAUGGGAAGAGCCACCAUUAUAGCACUGGGCUUGGGAUUAGGGAAUACGAGUUCUCCUGCAGUAAUAGCCCUGCUUUUCCUUCUCUUUCCUUUCACUGGGGGAAGAAAAAACAUAACUUCUUUCCCUCAAUUCCUUGCAUUCAACCUCAUACUGCUGGUGAAGAUGAGUGCUAUUCAAACGCCAUUGUUGUUUCUCAGUGUGAAUUCUUCACUAAGAAUAACAUGGAUCUGAAAGAUCUGCCUGGUGUAGAUCAGUCCACAAGGCCUCUGUCACCCUUUUGUUGUAUAGAAGAGCGUGUAGACAGAGAGGCAGAAGAGUUCAUUUCCAGAUUCUACCAGCAGAUUCAGUUGCAACGCCAGGUUUCCUUUGUGCAAUACAAUGAAAUGCUUGCCAGGGGUUCUGGAUAAAAAUAACACAAAAGCUUUGUGUUUAUAUUUGCUAUAUGUAAGCCAAAAUAAGUAGUACCAUUAACUGUGGGUCUGAAUCUUGGUCUCUUUAUAGUAAGCACUGCCAUUUGUAAACCAAACCUUAGUAUUUUAUCUAUCGUUGUGAAUGUAAUGUAAUAUUCUGAAAGCUACCGCACUAUGUAUCAUCUAUGCAUCCUAAAUGGAUUCAGCCAUUAUCAACGAAAGGAGAGAAUGGGUUUCUGCUGUGAUGAGUCUAGGCGAUUUGCAGUUGAUACAUAUUUCCUUAUUCUUUAAGUGUGCAAGGUAGUGUGCAUAUUUUUCUGUAGUCUUUGUCCUCUCGAUAUCAGAUAGAGACCUUUUUUCUCUAUGUUCUUUCUGGUAUAUUCUUGUGGAACUUUGACUCUCCGUUGUGCUAACAAACAUCUGUUUUUUCUCUGCUGCAAAAUUGCUCUGAAUGGUAUCUAAAUAUUUGACGGGUAAGAAUACUCACAUAAUGAAAAGAAAAUUUGGUCUA
This is a messenger RNA of Cryptomeria japonica (Japanese cedar), 1269 nucleotides long. RefSeq lists its product as uncharacterized. The record is from RefSeq and is a predicted model, not a curated record. The transcript has a single exon. NCBI's taxonomy places the organism in Eukaryota, Viridiplantae, Streptophyta, Pinopsida, Cupressales, Cupressaceae. Bases 162 to 755 code for a protein of 197 amino acids.